Merops nubicus (carmine bee-eater) is the source of this 1293-nucleotide messenger RNA. RefSeq names its product leucine-rich repeat protein SHOC-2-like. The record is from RefSeq and is a predicted model, not a curated record. The annotation marks the transcript as partial. The transcript has 3 exons. NCBI's taxonomy places the organism in Eukaryota, Metazoa, Chordata, Aves, Coraciiformes, Meropidae. Gene Ontology annotation, molecular function: protein binding.
CUAAUACGGAGCAUUUGACCUUCUAGUCUGUACAGCAGAAUCUCCUGGUAUCAGGAUUAGGAAAGAGUGCCUUCAGAAACAAUAUGUAGCAAAUGGGUAUCACAACUCUGAAGCUCCUCCCUUGGUUCAGCGAUUGCAUGUUUUAAGGAUCCUUGUCGCCUCAGCAGCGAAUUGGGCUUCUGAACUUCAGAAGCGGAUUUCAUGUGGUGCUUGCUAAACAUUGAGUCACCAUGAGUAGUAACCUAGGAAAAGAAAAGGACUGUAAAGAGAAGGAUCCGAAAGUCCCAUCGUCAAAAGAAAGGGAGAAGGAGGCCAAAGCCUCUGGAGGAUUUGGGAAAGAGAGCAAAGAAAAGGAGCCUAAGACCAAAGGGAAAGAUGCCAAAGAUGGAAAGAAGGACUCCAGUGGCACGCAGCCUGGGGUAGCUUUUUCAGUGGACAAUACGAUAAAAAGACCUAAUCCAGCCACAGGUACCCGCAAAAAAUCCAGCAAUGCUGAAGUGAUCAAAGAGCUAAAUAAAUGCCGGGAGGAGAAUUCGAUGCGCUUGGACUUGUCCAAGAGGUCUAUACACAUGCUUCCAUCAGCUGUCAAAGAGCUGACGCAGCUAACGGAACUUUACUUGUACAGUAACAAACUGCAGUCCCUCCCGGCGGAGGUGGGCUGUCUCCUGAACCUGGUGACUCUGGCCCUGAGUGAGAACUCGCUCACCAGCUUGCCCGACUCUCUCGAUAACCUGAAGAAGCUGCGCAUGCUGGACCUGCGGCAUAACAAGCUGCGGGAGAUCCCCCCGGUGGUGUACCGGCUCGGCUCCCUCGCCACGCUCUACCUGCGCUUUAACCGGAUCACUGCUGUGGAAAAGGAGAUCAAAAACUUGUCAAAGCUCACCAUGCUUAGCAUACGAGAGAACAAAAUCAAGCAACUACCUGCUGAAAUUGGUGAGUUGUGUAACCUCAUCACGCUGGAUGUAGCGCACAAUCAGCUUGAACAUCUUCCAGAAGAGAUUGGAAGCUGCACGCAGAUCACCAACCUUGACUUGCAGCACAAUGAGCUCUUGGACCUGCCAGAAACCAUAGAUUACAGCUUGCUUUGUGGUUGGGAUGGUUCAGCAAGAGAGUUUGAGCACUCGGAAAAACCCAGCGAGUCAGUGGUGCGUGGCGGCUGCUGCGCGUCCCUCGGCCGGCUGCGGGACGGGCCCUCUGGCCCCUCCAGCUCCCGGUCCCGUCCCUUCCCUGCUCACGGGCAUCCACCUGGUGUUGGCACAACCGGCUCUCCCCGCAGCAUUUACAUGCUGCCAG